Messenger RNA from Lycium ferocissimum, 428 nucleotides. RefSeq names its product protein NO VEIN-like. NCBI's taxonomy places the organism in Eukaryota, Viridiplantae, Streptophyta, Magnoliopsida, Solanales, Solanaceae. The coding region runs from base 33 to 428 and encodes 131 amino acids. The transcript is spliced from 3 exons. The record is from RefSeq and is a predicted model, not a curated record.
CUAAUAGUAUUUUGAGGUGAGUGAGAAGAGUGAUGAUGGGGACAGCAAAAGAGCACAUAGAAGAAAUAAGGAGGAGCAAGUUCUCAAUAGGAGGUGAAACAAAUCCAUUAACAGAGGACCUUCAUCAGGCUGUUAAAAAUCUCUCUGCUGAGCUUUAUGCUAAGGACGUUCAUUUCCUCAUGGAACUCAUCCAGAAUGCAAAGGAUAAUGAGUACGACAAAGGAGUGAAUCCAUCACUGGAAUUUAUGAUAACUUCAAAAGAUAUUACUGAGACUGGUGCUCAGGCUACACUUUUGAUAUUCAAUAACGAGAAAGGUUUCUCUCGUAAGAACAUAGAGUCCAUAUGCAGUGUUGGACGUUCCACUAAGAAGGGCAAUCGCAAGCGUGGCUACAUAGGCGAAAAAGGUGAAAUGACAAUAGUUGAGUGA